AUUCCUGUAAAUNCUGUUAACAAUGCGGAACUGGUUAAUAAAAUCGGCGAACAGUGUGACGUCGACUUGGACACUGUCAUCACCCUUACAAAUACGGACGAGGAGUCUUCGAAGAAGCAUCCGUUCCCUUGUCCUUGCAGCUACAGGACAGCGUUGACACAUUAUUUGGACAUCACUAGCAACCCACGUACACAUAUCCUCAAGGAAUUGGCCGAGUAUGCUACUGAACCCACGGACAAGGAGAAACUCAAAUUGAUGGCGUCCACCACUGUAGAAGGCAAGGCAGCUUAUCAACAGUGGAUAGUUCAAGAGAAUCGCAAUAUCGUGCAUAUCCUGGAGGACAUUCCCAGCUUGAAGCCACCUUUGGAUCAUCUCUGCGAAAUCCUGCCGCGAUUACAAUGCCGAUACUACUCCAUAUCCUCAUCCCCGAAGCUUCAUCCGACCUCGAUCCACAUCACGGCAGUGGUAGUAGAGUACAAGACUCCGACUGGUAGGAUAAACAAGGGCGUCACGACCAGCUGGUUAAAGGAAAAACAUCCCUCCGAUCCACCUUGCCUCGUCCCGAUCUUUGUAAGGAAGUCUCAAUUCCGUUUGCCCAUACGUACCUCCACUCCUAUCAUUAUGGUCGGACCAGGCACUGGUUUAGCACCAUUCAGAGGCUUCAUACAAGAACGCGACUUGGCGAGGAAGGAAGGUAAAGAAGUAGGCGACACGAUACUCUACUUCGGCUGCAGAAGAAGCAAGGAAGAUUUUCUAUAUCACGAUGAGUUGGCACAAUAUGUAGAGAACGGAACGUUAACGUUACACACUGCCUUUAGCCGAGAACAACCUCAGAAAGUUUACGUCACACACUUGCUCGAGAAGAACAAGGAAGAAAUAUGGCGAGUGAUCGGCGAACAAAACGGACACAUUUACAUUUGCGGAGAUGCGAGAAAUAUGGCGCGCGACGUGCAUAAUAUAUUACUCAAGGUGGUGAUGGAACGAGGAAACAUGUCAGAACUCGAUGCUAUGGAUUAUAUUAAAAAGAUGGACUCACAGAAACGAUAUUCCAGUGACGUCUGGAGCUGAGCAGUAACUCGAGGCAUAGAGAAGCACAAUUUCCGUCAAAAUCUGAAAAUUGAAUUCAAUUCAAUUUGUCAGAACGCCAGGUCGAUCGACAGUAA
Harpegnathos saltator (Jerdon's jumping ant) is the source of this 1163-nucleotide messenger RNA. Its product is annotated as NADPH--cytochrome P450 reductase-like. The transcript has 5 exons. Lineage: Eukaryota; Metazoa; Arthropoda; Insecta; Hymenoptera; Formicidae. Gene Ontology annotation, biological process: response to hormone. The annotation marks the transcript as partial. Gene Ontology annotation, molecular function: flavin adenine dinucleotide binding; FMN binding; NADPH-hemoprotein reductase activity. Gene Ontology annotation, cellular component: cytosol. The record is from RefSeq and is a predicted model, not a curated record.